AAAGUCCGAAACGCCGUAGAAAACACAAAUAAGCGCUAGCUACUAUAUUGUAAAACUCUUGUCAAUCAUGGGCGCUGGCCAGUCCAAAGCGGACACAGAAGAAAAGGUCUUUUAUAACGAGACACCCAUUCAGUUCUCGCAGGAUGUUGUGAACCACCUCUCGGAUACCUCGAUGUCACCAGACAUUUCACUAGAACGGCAAUCCACGCUCGAUGCCCACGUACGUGCUCGCAUACAAGCGGAGUUGGAGCAUCUACGAGCGGAAGAGGAAAGUGUGCAGAAGGAAAUCGAACUCGCUCUUGAGAGAGAGAACAUUGACCGGGACAUGACCUCGACAUUGACAGGCGGAGAAUCUUCAGAUGAGGUCGAUGUCAAGAAUAGUGUGACAUUGAUGGGUGAUCUUGAAGAGAUUCGUACCAAGGUAGACAGGUUCCAGGCUAGGAGACAGCUCAGCGAUUAUCCUGCGGUGAAGGAAAGCGGCGAAGCAGUGGUGUUUUGUUAUAAACAAAAUCCCUCCACGCCUCUGGACUGCUGGCGAGAAGUUAGGGAGUUUAAUGCUAGUGUCACUCAAGCGGAAUCGCAACAUCUUGCUUCUCUUCGGUAGGCACAGCCAAGAGCCACCUCCACACUUAUAGCAUGGUCCAUGACGUGUUUCCUGCGUGUCCAAUAGUAUGU
Molecule: messenger RNA, 675 nt
Organism: Suillus clintonianus
Lineage: Eukaryota; Fungi; Basidiomycota; Agaricomycetes; Boletales; Suillaceae
Exons: 4
Coding region: 68-604 (178 amino acids)
Source: RefSeq, a predicted model, not a curated record